GGAUUUGUUUAUGCAGAGGCUCGAGAACACCUAACAGAAGAAGCAAAAUAUAAAUUAUCUCAUAUCAUUAUGAAAAAGUAAAUGAUUGCUAUUUUGGAGUAAAAGCAUCUGUUUUGUAAGGGGUUGUAACAGGAUGCAUUUUGAUUGGUAUAAGCCAUGGCAACAGCUACUAGUCAUCGAGAUGCAAAUGAGUUUGUAAAAUGUGUUGUGGUUGGUGACCCUGGUGUGGGAAAGACUUGUUUGGUGUGUGCUCGAGCCUGUGACACCAAGUACACUCUACAGCAGCUGGUGAAGACUCAUGUAGCCACUGUCUGGGCCAUUGAUCACUACAGGAAUGACAGGGAGGUUUUGGAGAGAUCAUGGCGUGAAGUGGAUGGUGUCCCAAUCUCCCUCAGACUAUGGGAUACAUUUGGCUAUCAUGACAAGGACAGAGGGUUUGCCUACAACAGGGCAGACGUGGUGCUGCUCUGUUUUAGUACAGUCUCCCCCAACUCCCUGAGGAAUGUGAGGCGGGUCUGGUAUCCAGAGAUAAAACAGGCCAUCCCCUCCACACCCAUUGUGCUAGUGGGUACCCAGGUAGAUUUGCGCUACAUGUACAAAGAUGAGGAGUACCUCAAGAUGAACAAAGGCCUGCUCUACAGAGACAUAACAGAAAAUGACAUAAUAUCUCCAGAGCAAGGUCGUGAGGUAGCCAAGGAGAUUGGAGCACCUUAUUAUGAAACAAGUGUCCUCACGCACUAUGGGGUUAAUGAUGUUUUUGACAACGUAGUACGAGCUUCAGUCUGCGACCGUAGGAAGGUGCGCUUUUGGAACACAGAUUUACGCAAGCUGCGACACCCUCUAAUGCAGCGCCCCAUGGAAUUCCCCAAACCCAAGCCACCAAAGGUUGUGGUGCCAUUUGCCACAUUCCAGGAUGACCUCAGUCGUUUGCUGUUCCACCAGUCUGACUGUGAUGUUAUUUUCAGUGUGCAGGGCAACUGCUUCCAAGCUCACAAGAUUGUCCUUAUGGUGGCCGCUGAUGUGUUCUAUGAGCUAUUCACCAUGGAUUUGUCAGAUGUAGUUAUCUCCCCUGCUUCCACCGCUUCUGGGGCUAUCUCGGUGAAAACCUCAGCCACAGACUUAAGCGAAGAGCUCUUGUUUGAGGAUGGGGAUGACCGUCAAAAGCUUUUGCUUGGUGAUGAGAUGGGACAUGCCUUAGAGAGUUAUCUUCCCCAGCUCACAGGUUUGUCAGGGGAGGGAGACACAGGGGAUGGUGGAGACGCUAUGGACACUCAGCCUCCUCUGCCAUACAAGGAGGUGAACCUGCCAGCCUUCCACUCGGUACAUCUACAAAGAUGUGAUGACCCAUACCACCCAGGCCAGUUCCUGCUGCAGACUGUGGUCACGCUGAAUUCCGACAUCUCACCACGUGUGUUUGAGUUCAUCCUGCAGUAUCUGUACACAGGGAAAGCCCGGGAGGACUACGAUCUGUUUGAGGAAGUCAAGCGAGCUGCAGAACUGAUGGGACUGACCAACCUGCUCGUCAUGAUCUCCAGUUUCCAGACUAAUGAGGCCUAUCUGAAUGCUGAGGCAGAGAACCAGUUCCACCGUGUACGCUGCAGUAAGCUCCGAGAACUGGCCUUGGAGAAGAAGUUACUGACAGAUAUCACAUUUGAAGUUGAUGAUGGAACUGUAUCAGCACACAAACCUUUGUUAAUGGCCCGAUGUGACAUGAUGUUUGCUAUGUUUAGUAGUGAUUUCUUAGAGGCUUCAGCAAAACUGAUCCCAUUUCCUGGGAUCAGUAAGGACACAUUUCGAGCCCUGCAGGAGUACUUGUAUACCGACGAGCGGCCAGCCAUGACAGGUGUGGACUGUAUGGAUCUGAUCGAGGUGGCCAACCGUCUGUGUCUCAACCGCCUCAUCAAGCUGACUGAGGAGUAUGUGGUUCGUGAGCUCAACAAGGCAGACGAGGCUGGUGAGGACAUCAUGGAGGAUGUCAUCAAUAUGCUAGAGCCUGCUCAGUUUUUGAAUGCAGACCAGCUGGCAAGCUAUUGCCUGUUUUAUUUGGGAACACAUUUCAAAGAAUUAACAAAAAACUACACCAAGCUAUGGAAGGGGCUGAAGCUGGAGAACCAGAUUUACAUUGACAAGCACAGAUACCCCCCUCAGUGGUAUUAUAAGGAAGUGGAAAUGUUUGAGCGAGCACGCCAGGUAUCUGUAAAACGCCAGCCCAGACAAAAUUUUAAGCGACAACGGUCAAGCAGUGGCUGCCUUUGUUUCACUCGCCGAAGUCGGGUAAAAAUCCAGCGCUCAAUGAGUGAUGACCAGACCUGAGGUUGGAAGUAUGGAACAGAACUUUCUUUGUGACGCAAAUCCUGUCUGACCCCUGAAGAGAUGUGAAGGACAUGACUGAGUGAACUGCAGGGGUAUGUACACAUACUUGUUUCGUGUGUGUAUCAUUGAGUAAAGCAAUGUCAAGCAAGCUAGCCCAGCUCCACCAAGGGAGACCACCCAGCUGUCUCUAGUGUGAGGCUGCUUUUCCCCAGUCUAAUAAUGGUUUUGGGUGUUAAGAAGUUCCACCAAUAUGAGCUGUUAUCUCCAAGUGGCUCAUAAUGAACUUCAAUCAGUACACAUAUAUACAUAUACAAACUCGAUUUAUUUAAAGUCUCAUUGUAGUAUUUAUCUUAUUAUAAAGAACUUUAUGUUGCUAUUUAUUGGAACAUUUUGCAACACUAUAAUCUUUUGUAUCAAAUGUGUUUGCAUACAUAAUUUAAAAUUCAAGAUAUGAUUAAUUAUUUUUUGAUUUUGUCUCAGAUGUAUACUUUUCUUUAUGGAUAUGUCUACAGUUUAAUUUCCCAAGAUUUGAAUCAAACAUUGGUAAGAGUGUAAACAAAAAUACGUUGGAGCUUGUACCAUGUGGGGUGUCUAGUCCAGUGAUAAACAAAUAGAGUUUACAUGACAAAUAAACAGCAUAGCCACAAAGUAUGUGAUUAUGUGGAUACAGCUUGCAUCGUUAAGAAAUUUGGUUUAAGUAGCGUUAUUGCUCUUUGGUAAAGAAUCUACCAAUGUGGAUGAAGGCUAAAUAUUUCCACAACCAAAUAUGCUCAUGAAAGAUUAUUUUGAAAUGUGAAAUGGAUUUUUGUGAUUUUUGACACCACCUAGAAGUGCAUGUAGCAUUCAUAUUUGAAGACAUGAUACAUUAUAAACCUGUUCAUGGGUAAGGGAGCAAACAGUUGUUCAUGCCUCCUUUGGUAUAGUUUUGGGCUUGAGUUUUUGUUUUACUUUUAUCAAAGGAAUGCAUCUUCUGAUUUUGAUUGUCUUGGAAGAUGAAAACUUCUUAUCCUUUGAUGGAAAAGCAUUAAUUGAGAGAUGGAGAUGAAACAAAACAGCUUACAGCAUUAAUCAGCAGUAAAAUAAUACUGGAAUUUUUUUCAGCAGAAGUACACCGUUUUGUGACAAAAUAUUUGUACCGCCUUUGCUUUUUUAAUAUUGAUUUUUGAAAACUGUGAGGGAGAUAUGUAAAUGCACUCAAUAUAUUGUUUCGUACAGUUCAGCAGUUUAUUAUUCUUUCAUGUAAAAAAUCUAAGAAAUGGCUGUUGGGUGAAAUUUAAGUGUAGCAAGUUUUGUUAUGACCUACAUGAUGUAAUGCUUGUUUUAAAAGGUUUGAUUUGCAGAAAACACCUGAAAACAUAGUGAUAUGUUUAAAAUUAACAAAUUUAGUUUACAAAACUUGUCAUAUGUUGAGUGACAUCUCCAAAAUUAAGGGUACUAAAUUUGGUUGCUGUCAGAAUUAGCCCAGAAUACAGCAUGGACACCUAUCAGAAAUAUGCGUUUCAUAUGUUAUUCUCAAUACUACAGUAUUAUUACUUACUAUUGCACAUGUACUUUAACUAUUAUAUGGCAAGCAAAAUAUUUAACCACAGGGUAACAUGAUUGAAGUUGUACGAAAUUGCAGAAAGGCUAGAUCUGCCUUGUCAGCUAAAUGUAAUGUAAAGGUCUAUAUUCCAUACGUUUGGAUUACAAUUUUACCCAUGAAAUUCCUUUGGAUAUUGCCUUCAUGAGAAUUCUAGAGUUGAUCAGUCCUCAGAAUUUCCUGUCAAACUAAGCCAUACAAUUGCUGUAAUUAGAUUGUGUUAUUAAAAUACAAGUUAUUUAUGUAUAGUCGUCAGUAUAAAAACUUAAAAUUGUAACACCAGUGACCAGACUAUAGAAGCUGUCAGUGCUCUUGGAUUCUGUAUUUUUGCACUCAUUGCAGUUGCUGUAGAUGCACUGUUACUACAAUUUAUAUAAGCUUAACAUUUGUUUUUAGUGAUAUAGUGAGAUACUUGGAUGCUGUACAAUGUUAUUGUUUUUGGAAUUGGCAUUGUGAUGGGAUUUGUCCACUCCAAAAACAAAUUGUCUAAAGAGGAUACGAAAAAAAAAAAAAAAAAAGAAUUAAUGACAUUAAUAAGAAUAGAUGGCAACCGUACAUAUGUGUAUAUGUCUUAUAGCUUUGUUGUCCAUGGAAAUAUACAUGUAUCUUGUGUGAUAAUGUUUAAUGUGACUAUGAGAAGACUGUUUUGUACCAACACAUGUAAUUAGAUAUAGAAACCAGUUCUGCCACAAGAGUUUGUGGAAGGGGAUUUUGUACUUUUACUUUUGAUGUUCAGCACUAAGUAUUGAGCUCAAAACCUAUCCAAAGACAUUGAUGAUUUUCUAACUCCGACCUACUGUUCCAUCCAAGAUGUGCCUACGCUUGCCUUAUUCUGGUCAUCAUUUCUGUUUCUCUUUCCAAACUAACAGUAUUGUUCCUAUGCUUUGUCUCAAGAACUACAUGUACCGUACUUUAUGUACAUUGUUUGGACAUUCAUGCUGACUGUUUUGAUGACAAAGCAAGUUUACCAAUUCUUUAAUAUAUUAACAUUAUAGCACGUUAUGGACAUAGUAAAGCAUUGAUUUACAUAUGAUACUACUCUGAUAAUACUACUGAGAUUGAAUGAUUGUAGCUAAUGUACAGAAGUGAGUUUUUAUGAGCAGUAUUCCUGUGAUAAUGUAACCUGCACUACUGCUGUAUCACAGGGGCCCUUUUGCCAGGAUAUGUUGCCUACACCUCUCCCUCAUAACACGUUUCAUUACAACGCACAAUUCAGUAUAACACAGUCUUGAAUGUGUCUGCAGCAUGUUAUUCUCUUGCACUUAUCCGUAGCUUAAAUAUGCCGUCAAAAGCUUUGGUGAAGGUUUGGUAUCUUUUUUGCACUGAGAGUCUUGGUUGUUACAUAAUUAUACCAUAUAAUAUAGAAGCCAUAUUAUUUAACCUCCAGGUAUGUUCCCUUUUCAUAUAUAUUCAGCCUACAUGUACAAGUUGUUUGUGACUAAAGAACACCAUGUAACAAGAACCACUAAUAAAAUGAUAGGCCAAUUUGUCCACCGACAGUAGAGCUGUAAUGAGGGAGAGGUGUACUAAGUCUCUGUUUCAGCAUGGAUAAUCUCCUAAGGCAAAUCAACUAAUCUGCUUGAUAAUGUCGAUAUGCACCAGGUGACAUGUGAUAAAUGAUAUUAUAUACAUCUCUGACUUCAGUUGCAAUGUUUACCUUUAUUUAUGUAUCAAUUCACUCAUAUCAGCUAUUAAUACAGUAUGUUAUACUAGUCAUUUCUGUGAAAUCGAACGGAAAUUCUAUGUUCGCAUGUUUUUGUUUUCCGCAGUAUUUACUACCAUUAAAACUGACGAUUUGUAGGUUUACUUGUCAGCCUAUUCCUGCAAUGAUAAAUAUAUGUACAGGUAAUGACAAUCUAACGUAGGUAGUAACUGUGGCUCAGUAUAGCCAUCAGUACAUGUUAAGGUGGUUAGUUACUGAACAAUACUUUGGUAAUGGCUGGAUGUUCACUAUCUGCAUUGUGAACUGUGUCCACAUGAUUAUUUUUAGGGUGAUAUGUAUGGUUAUGUGCCUGUAAUCCUUGUUGAUUUAUUAACGAUAUUUAGGGUAACAGUUUUUUUUUUUAACCUUGGUUAAUGUGUAAUAUGUUUUAUUGGUAGUAGGUGUGCUGGAUUGUGUGUAUGUUUAAAGAACUCCUGAAAGUAUACAUAAAAAUGUCAUUGUUCUGCCUUGUUUACGGUGAGUGUAUCAAUUCCCAAAUAAUUAAGAAGAAUUGGAAGAAACCUUUUGACUACUAACAAAAAAAUUUACAGUAGUGUAGUCUGAUUAUUGCACUUAAAGGGCACAUUUUGUUCAUGUGAGAUUUGAUUGGGUGCUCAGGUAAGUCUUUAGCACCUGAUUCAUGUUGAGGCUAAUGUAAAAUAGCUGGUCAAUCCGAUUUGAAACACUUUUUGAUUUUUAAAAUGCAGAAUUUGAAACACUUACAAAGUAAAAUAAAGGAUUUUUAAUGACCACUGAUUUUUUCGGCUUUCUUCAGUUUGGUUAUGAAAGUCUGAAAACAUCUUUGAUCCAGUCAAGUUUCUGAUAUGCUCAUGAAAAUUGUACAUGAGAGAUUAAGGGUUUACUGCUAGGCAUUUACUGAUCAUAUAAUGUCAUUUGGCUCUUGACAUCAACUACAUGUACAGCUCUGCAAUGAUUAUAUUAUAACUUGAAGUACUACAUUUUUUAGCUCUGAGGCUAUCAGAGCCAUUGAGCAUUCAAAAUAUUUUGAAAAGGAGUAAAAAAUGAUUAUGAAAUGCAAAGAAAUCUGGCCAAAUUAUUUCAUGUGCAAACCAUCAAAGAUGCAUGUAUAUGUUCUGUAUUUUGUAUAGUCAUCUUGAUGUCUGGUGUCUGACAUUAUUCACAUACAUGUAUCUACAUCCAGCCUAUAAGAUUGUAGACAGUUUUAUGGCUGCCCUCAUAAUAUGUCUUUAGUUUAUAUAGGGCUUGCAGCCAGUUUCAUAGAAUGUGAUCUGCUGGGAUGUUUUGUCAAGUGUCAUUUGUCAAGUUUGGCUGCUGGUUCACUGCCUGGUAUUAACAUCUAUACAUGUUUAAAAUUCAUGAAGUAAAAUAUUUUGUGUGUUGUCAUGAUAUAUACAUGUACAUGUAGGCCUAGUAUGCGCUGUCAGUAUACAACUCACAACUUCUCAAUCAGAUGGUGAGAUGACACCACUUUACAUGUUGG
Molecule: messenger RNA, 7056 nt
Organism: Liolophura sinensis
Lineage: Eukaryota; Metazoa; Mollusca; Polyplacophora; Chitonida; Chitonidae
Product: rho-related BTB domain-containing protein 2-like
Exons: 9
Coding region: 157-2313 (718 amino acids)
Biological process (GO): small GTPase-mediated signal transduction
Molecular function (GO): GTP binding; GTPase activity; protein binding
Source: RefSeq, a predicted model, not a curated record